UUCCGCUAUUCGAUAAUAGUUUAAAACGAAAAUCACUCACAAUCUUGGGGCCGGUCGUAGAACUGUUACCAUGGAUUCCAUGCUCAAAGAAUAGUAUGCUUCUCAGAAACUCAUCACUGGUUCAUAGGAACUUGCUCUUCAUUGUGUAUAAAGACCACAAGCUCUAUUUCUUAACUCUUCAAUCAGAUAUUGUAAGCUUGCAAUUUUUAACUAGUAGUGAAAUUUCAAAAGACGAAUUCCAACGCUUCAAAAGGUUUAGAGUGGGCAGAGAAUUUUUGAAAUCUAUGACUACCAGUUUAGUUUGAGCAGUAUAGGAUGAAUAGUUUCAAUUGGAAGACUGUGUCCCCUCGAACUGGAAAGGGAGAGGCAAAAUUUUAUAGUAGUUUUCCUGGGAAAUCAAAGUUUAAUGUAGGGUUAGGGAAGUCUGUAGAGGAUUUGAAGGAGCGUUUGUUGAAGAAUCUGGUCUCUGCUGUUGGUGUGCAUUGUAUAGGCGGUGGUGGGAAGACAACUCUGGCCAUCGCUAUAUGUGAUGAUUUUGAUAUCAAAGGUUGUUUUGGAAAUAUAGUUUUCAUCACUGUUUCGCAAUCCCCAAAUCUGAAAGGAAUUUUCGAGACCAUAUGGCAGAAGAUAGUUGGGAAGAAGGUACCCGAGUUUCAGAAUGUGGAAGAUGCACAUAUACAGCUUCAGCAGCAACUUUUAAGGCAGUCUAAGACAACUUUGGUGGUGUUGGAUGAUGUUUGGUCCAGGGCUAGUUUGGAGAAAUUACUAUUUGAAGCUCCAGGGUACAAAACCCUUAUCACAACCAGAGACGCUUCUACCAUCCCCAGAAACGCAUCUACGAUAGUGUAUCAGUUGCCAUUGUUGAACAAAGAGGAUGCUCUCUCACUUUUCUGUUUGUCAGCAUUUGGACAGACAUCAAUGCCAAGUACGGCAGAUGCAAAUCUAGUCAUAGAGGUGCAAGCCGAGUGCAAGGGUUUACCUCUUGCUCUUAAAGUGGUUGGAAGCUCUUUGUACGGGGAACCUCAUGUGGCCUGGGAGAAUGCAAAGAAAAAACUUUCCCAGGGGCAGUCCAUAUCCAUUUAUCACAAAGAAGGGCUUUUUAGAUGCUUGAAGACCAGCAUUGAUUGCUUGGAUGAUGUUGCGAGGAAAUGUUUCUUAGACACAGCCUCAUUUCCAGAGGACAAGAAAAUUUCUGCUGAUGCACUGCUCAACAUUUGGGUUUAUGUUCGGAAGAUGGAGUGGCAGGAUGCCUAUAUUAUGUUACUGGAACUUGCAAGGAGGAAUCUCCUAAAUCUAAUAAGCAAUCAAGGAAGCCGAGCAACAAUCUCGUACGAAUGUGCCUCUGAGCUGUUUUUCUCGCAGCAUGAUGUCAUGCGAGACUUAGCCUUGUAUUUGGGAUGCCAGGGCAGUAUGGUCGACAGAAAGAGAUUACUCAUGCCCAGGCAGGAGCAUAGCCUACCAGGGGAAUGGGAGUCGUGUAGAGAUAGACAGUAUAAAGCUCAAAUUGUCUCUAUUCACACAGGUUCUAUGACUGAGAAUGAGUGGAAAUGGAAUGAGAUGAAUCUUCCAGAAACAGAAGCUCUGGUGUUACUCUUUUCUGCUAGUGAAUACUUUCUUCCCCCAUUUUUGAAAACCAUGAAAAAACUGAAAUUUUUGAUGGUAUGUAAUUUGAGUUCAAAGAGGGCUACAAUAAAAGGUCUAGAUACCUUAUCUUCACUCACUCAACUCAGAAGUGUUCGCUUGGAGAGGGUGGUUGCACCCACCAUUCCCAAACAGAGCAAAGUAAUACAAAACCUAGAUAAACUUUCUUUAAGCUUAUGCGAAGGGUUUGUAAAUAUGUCCACAUUCAAUGACACCAAUCUGCAAGAAUUAAACUUGGACCACUGCAGCGACUUGGAGGAGUUGCCACUUGCCAUGUGUCAUAUGCCUUCUGCUCAGAGAUGGUCUGUUACCAACUGCCAUCUUGUUGAAAAGUUGCCAUAUAAUCUCGGAAGUCUGAGCUCUAUUAGGAUGUUAAGAUUAUCAGCAUUACCAGCCCUGAAAGAACUUCCAGCAUCAAUUGGUAAACUUGAGCAGCUGGAAUAUUUAGACAUUUCACUUUGUGAGGGUUUGAAAGAUCUUCCAGACGAAGUAGGACAACUAAAGAAAUUAAAAGAAUUUGAUAUGAGAGAGUGUUCUCGUUUGAGGAGGUUGCCUAAAAGUGUAUGUGGACUAAGCUCUCUGAAGCAUGUUAUCUGUGAUGAGAAGAUUGGGAAUCAGUGGUUAAAAGCUAAGGCCAUUUCUAUCCCUGAACUUAGAGUUGAAAUUGUGGAACCACAAUUUACUUUGGAUUGGCUUGACGACUGACUUCUUUUCCCUUAUGCUAUCCUCUGCUUAUGUACAUAAGAAAGGAGUUAAUUUGUUAUUUUGUCUGUCACAUCCCUUAUUUUCUUGUGAGACCCCUCUAGUCCCGUUGUAAUUUGGACUAGGGUGGAACUGAUCAUAAUAUGUUAUUGGACCUAUGUGUGCGUAUAAGCUGUAUUUUGUUCUAUUAUUAACUACUAUUAAUGACUAUCACUAAAAUUGUUAAUGAAUA
Messenger RNA from Cryptomeria japonica (Japanese cedar), 2575 nucleotides. RefSeq names its product probable disease resistance protein At4g33300. Gene Ontology annotation, biological process: defense response to fungus. The record is from RefSeq and is a predicted model, not a curated record. Gene Ontology annotation, molecular function: ADP binding. The transcript has 5 exons. Bases 316 to 2346 code for a protein of 676 amino acids. NCBI's taxonomy places the organism in Eukaryota, Viridiplantae, Streptophyta, Pinopsida, Cupressales, Cupressaceae.